AUUAUAUCAAAAAAGAGAUUAGAAAUAAGUAAUACUUAUUAUGAAAUCACAAGAAACGUGAUUUUUAGUAUAUAUAUUGUUUCACCAUUUAUAAUGUGCAUAAUUAUGAGUGCGGCUGUUAGAUAGUGAAUUUUAAUUGUUUAAUAAUGUAUUUAAAUGUUCUAGCUGAUUUAGUAGGUUAGAUUAAAGUUAUUUAAAUUAUCGGCGGAAGCAAAAUUAAUUAAAAACCGAAUAUACCAUGGAAGGAAGUGAGGCAGUGAAAUAUACUUUAACAUCAUAUGCUGCCCCUUUAUUCGCAGGUGCAAUAGCAGGAGUAUCUGUUGAUGUUGCAUUAUACCCUUUGGAUACUUUAAAAACAAGAUUACAAAGCCAGCAAGGCUUUUAUAAAGCUGGUGGUUUCAAAGGUGUCUAUAGAGGUCUUUUGACAGUAGCAUCUGCAUCAGUACCAACAUCAGCCUUGUUCUUUGUGUCUUAUGAAGCAACUAAGUCUCUAAUGACACCAAUGGUUACACCACAGUACUUACCAUUUGUACAUAUGUUUGCAGCAAGUGUUGGUGAAGUGUUGGCAUGUGUACUUCGUGUACCAACAGAAAUAGCCAAACAAAGGAAACAAACAUAUGUUGGAAAAGAAAAAGUGAGCAGUAUUAGAAUUCUUGUAAAGGCAUUCCAAACGGAUGGUUUUCGUAAUGGUCUAUAUCGUGGCUUCUUUUCCACUGUACUGAGGGACUUGCCCUUUAGUUUCAUAGAGCUGCCGCUUUGGGAGUUUCUUAAGUCUGUGGUGAAGGAAAGGAAUGAUGGACAGAUUAGCAGUUUUCAGAGUGCCCUAUGCGGUUCCUUAGCCGGGGGUUUUGCCGCGGCCGCGACAACACCACUGGACCUAGCUAAAACCCGCAUAAUGUUAGCUGAAAAUUACGCUGAAACCCGCAAAUUAAGAAUAAAGCCGGUUUUAUCAGAGAUUUACUCUGUGAACGGGUUUAGAGGACUCUUUGCGGGUGUAACACCGCGUUUCACCGGUUUCAUGGUUGGCGGUUUUGUGUUUUUUGGCGCGUAUGAUGAUGCGAAAUCUUUUUUUACGCGCCAUUUUGAUAGAUAGCAUUGGAUUUUCAUUGUGUAAAUUCUAUAGGAGGUGGAUAAUAUAUUGAUAGCACAAAAUCCGUUUAAUUCGUCGCUUUCUGCCAUGUUUUUUUUAAUUAAGCAGCGGUGUUGGCCAAGUGUUUUCAGCGUGCGCGUCAUCCCUGUGUCGUUCAGGGAUGACAGCUGUGCGCCAAUAAAAUUUGUCUAUAUCCGCAUUUAACGUCUUUCGGGAAACUUCUAGUUUAGACUUAAAAAGUCGACGUCAGUUAGUCGUGUAUCGGGCACAGAACUGCCGAGUAGGAAAAACAUGAUCACGAAAUAGUUACUAGUUACAGAAUCUGCCGACUUCGAAGAUUGUAACUGAUUUUUUUUUUAAUUAAAAUUAUAUUUUUUUAUUAGGAAGUUUAUAAUACAAUAUAAUAAUAAUACAAGAAAUAUUUGCUAGUAUAACUAGUGCUCAUUGUCAUCCAACCAGUGAAAGAAAUAUAGUUUUACAGGGUAGAGUCGGCGCUAAGUAUGACUCAAGUAAUAAAUAAAUGAAUAUUUUAAAUACCAAAUAUUGUUAUGAAUAUGUGAUGAUUGUAACUGUAGUUCCUAGUUUUCAUUGUUUUACUGUAGUUGAAAGUUACUUAUAUAAAUAAAGUUGUUUUGUUGUUUUAA
This is a messenger RNA of Pieris rapae (cabbage white), 1734 nucleotides long. Its product is annotated as S-adenosylmethionine mitochondrial carrier protein. The coding region runs from base 239 to 1093 and encodes 284 amino acids. Gene Ontology annotation, cellular component: mitochondrial inner membrane. The transcript is spliced from 6 exons. The record is from RefSeq and is a predicted model, not a curated record. NCBI's taxonomy places the organism in Eukaryota, Metazoa, Arthropoda, Insecta, Lepidoptera, Pieridae. Gene Ontology annotation, molecular function: S-adenosyl-L-methionine transmembrane transporter activity.